CGGUUUCUCUUUGUGCAGAUCAGUGCUGACGUCUCAUUCUCUGUCCCUUCAGCUCCUGUGACUCUGGACCCAAACACAGCACAUCCCCUCCUCUCACUGUCUGAGGAUCUGACCAGUGUGAGAGACAGUGGUGAGAGACAGCAGGUUCCUGAUAAUCCAGAGAGAUUUUAUUGGGGGCGGUGUGUGCUGGGCUCUGAGGGAUUCAGCUCAGGGAGACACUGCUGGGAUGUAGAAGUAGGGGGUGAAAUUUUCUGGGUGGUGGGUGUGGCUGAAGAGUCCUUCAGAAGGAAAAGGGUUUGCAAUCUGCGCCCAGCAGGAGAACUGUGGAGUAUAGUGCAGAUCGAUGGGAAAUACAAAGCUCUAUCCUCCCCACGUACAGCCCUCACUGUGCAGGAGAAACUCCAGAGGGUCAGAGUGCAGCUGGACUGGGACAGGGGGGAGGUGUCAUUCUCUGACCCCAGUGACAACACUCCUCUCUACACUUUUAAACACUCCUUCACUGAGAGAGUGUUUCCAUUCUUCUGGCCUGGUUCUCUGCGGAUCUGUCCUCUGAAGGUGUCUGUAAGAGUGGAAUAGUGCUGUGGUUUGUAGGGCAAGGAUCAGGUGAACAGACUGCUUCUUUCACUUUGACAAGAUUAAUGAGUAUAUUUGCAGAUAAUAUCUUUUACAAUAUUU
Anguilla rostrata (American eel) is the source of this 675-nucleotide messenger RNA. RefSeq names its product zinc-binding protein A33-like. The transcript has a single exon. Gene Ontology annotation, biological process: protein ubiquitination. The annotation marks the transcript as partial. Gene Ontology annotation, cellular component: cytoplasm. The record is from RefSeq and is a predicted model, not a curated record. Lineage: Eukaryota; Metazoa; Chordata; Actinopteri; Anguilliformes; Anguillidae. Gene Ontology annotation, molecular function: ubiquitin protein ligase activity; protein binding.